Leptopilina boulardi is the source of this 5371-nucleotide messenger RNA. RefSeq lists its product as uncharacterized. Bases 17 to 4378 code for a protein of 1453 amino acids. The transcript has 2 exons. NCBI's taxonomy places the organism in Eukaryota, Metazoa, Arthropoda, Insecta, Hymenoptera, Figitidae. The record is from RefSeq and is a predicted model, not a curated record.
UCAAACUAUUGAAAAAAUGAAAUUCCUUAAAGAAGGGUUGCUCUUUCUUUUCAUUGCAAUACAGAUAAAUACUUUCUGUUUAGCAGAAAACUUAAACGGCGAGGAUGAAACAAAGAACGAAGUACCAGAACUCAUGGAAUUUACUGCAUUUUUUUGGAAACAAUUAUACAAAUCCUCUGUUUCCAAUAUUCUGAAAUAUUAUGACCGGUUCGAUAUAAUAAAUGAGUUUAUGGAGCCAAACAUUAAACAUCUAUGUGUCGUUUUCGCAACAGAUAUGAAAGAUAGUAUAAAAUUAGCUGAAAUUUUGAGCAACAAUAAUAGACUGUUGCCUGAAAAAAAGCAAAACUAUUCCGAAGCUGACAAUUUAUUGUAUAAUGAGAUUGUGCAAAUUUAUUAUCUAUAUUAUAAUAAGGAGUUAUCAGCACACAUCUUUGUUUUUCCUUCAAACGUACGGAAUACAGUAUUAGAGACUUAUUUCGUAAGAAAGACUAUAGACUCGUCAGAAGAAUUAAAAUUUGUAAUGACAUGUUCGGAAGAAUGUAACAAACGCAACAUUUCUUCAGUGGCCUAUCUUACAGCAAUGGCUUCGAAUAUAGCUACCACGAAUUAUGCUCAAAUUGUGAAUAAUAUUGAGAAUCAAAUUAGUUUUUUGCCAUUAAGUUUUAAAGAUCUGAGCAAAUUUGAAGAUGCAUUAAAAGCAUUUCAAAAUUUAAAGAAAGAAAUGGAUAAUGGUGUUACUAUUAGAUCAAUUGUUGAAGUAGUCGUCAAAAUGUAUGAACAGCCUCAUCUUAUGAUCAAUUUAAAUAAAGAUCCUCAAGGAAUUCUUAAGCACCAUUAUGAUGAAAGCAAUCUUACUGCGCGCAAUUAUGUCAGUAGGGAGAGUAAUACAUUAAAAUAUUCCCAUCUUUUCGCGAAUGAAAAGGAAAAUUUAGAUUUUUUAAAAAAACCAUAUUCCCACAUAGAGCCUUUAUCAGUGGAUAUAACCCCCUUACGAGGUUUAUUAAAUUUUCCCGAUUGGCUGGGGAAAAUUAGUAACACGCCACAGCCAUACAAAGAUUCAAUGGACUCUGAAGAGGAAAGAUUUAUUAAAAAUGCUUGUAAUAAUAAAGGAAAUAAGAAACAACUUGAAAUCAUUAGGCAAGUUUGUUUAGUGUACUAUUUGCUUGACAUAGUCCCUUAUUCGAUAUUCAUUUAUUUUCAAAAUAUUACUAUUGAUUAUUAUUUGCGAGAGGAAAAAGACUUCUUUUCUAAAUUCUCAUUAAUGUAUAAAAAUAAAGUUAAUGGGAAUAAAAUAGAAAUUCCCAAUCAGCCACAGGAUAUGUACGAAAAAAUAAUUAAACUUAAUGAACCAAAGAAAGAUAUAAUGUUGGAGGCAUUUUUCGUUUUUAUCAAUUCUCUAAGUCCGGAAGCAGAACAUUUGUGUACGAAAAUAGACGAGGAAACCUAUAAAUUGCAAGUUAAAGGAAAAUUUUUAAUCCUUAGUCAAAUUAUGCGCAAGAAUUAUUGUUCUGGAAAAGUGAGAAUCCUAGAACUUUUAGCUCUUGACAAAAUUGUAAUUAAUGAAGAUUUAGUCACUAAUGAAAUAAAAUCAAUCAUUAUAAUGGCACCAAUUUGGGAUAUUGUUUGGAACAGAGUUAUACAUUUAGAUCGUAUAAAUGAUUUUGCAGGAUCAUUUUACGGAAUCGCUAAUACUAUCAUUAAUGAUAGAAAUUUGUCGAUUAAAACUACAUCUGGCACUACAAAUAGACAACCAAAAGAUGUACAUGCAUAUGAUAUAUUUUAUGAGACACCUUAUUUAUCGGGACAAAAUAUUCAUGGUCCAGGUAUUGAAGGCAAGGUCGAAAAAGGUGCAACUUCAGAACAGAUUCAAUUUUUCUCCUUAAAUGACACUGGUUUCAAUAUAAAUGUAACGGAAUUAUACUAUUAUUUUCUAAUUAAACAACCAAUAGUAAUAAAUGAAUUCACGCCAGCUUUAGUGAACUAUAGGAAAUAUGUUUUGGAGAAUACGAUAAAAACGAGUAAAACAAACUACGCGGAUUUGUAUGGAAAACUCAAUACAAACGUGCAUCUUAUAAAAAAUCUCAGCACGCCAGUCUUUAUUGAUGAGUUAUAUUAUUUGGAAGAAAAUAAUUCCCCCGGAUCAAAUGAAUCCAUUUUACACUCAUUGUAUCUGGGAUUGCAAGACGGACUCUAUUUGUAUGAAAAUGACCCACAAAGACUUGAGGGAACAGAUGAUUACAAAUUAUUUCUUUCUAAAUUGGGAAUAAUGAUAUCGACAAAGACAGAUCAAUUGUAUGGAAAUUAUCAUAAUUAUGCUGUUGUUAACAUUAAUGAAUACAUAGAACAUUGCAAAGAAUAUGGCAAACAAUUACGAAAUUUGGAAAUUAUCAAGACAUUCCGCGUAGUUAGCACUAAAUUUAAAAAAGAAUUUGACGAACAAAUCGAGGAAGCUUCAAAAUUAAUUAAAAGUAACCUCCAAGUUAUUGUAGAGAAAAAAUUCGACGAUUUGAAUAAGGAGAUUGAAAAAUUAGUAAAGGAAGUUAAAGACUUGAUUAAGAAGGGAGAACAAACACUUGAGAAAUUGAAAGAGAAAAAAAAAGAACUAGAACUUCAACUUUUUUUAAAGUCAAUAUUUACUAUUUUCAAAUUUAUUCUUUAUGGAUUAUCGUUCAUAAAUCCCGUUUGUGGGGCAGUUGGCGCAGUAAUAUCUGCAGGUUUAGAUAUCGGCGAAGCAAUAUGGUUAAACGCUGAUGCAGAAUCAGACUUCAAGGAAUUUAAAAUACCAGAUUCAGUAUCUACAGAUGUAAAAAGUUCUUUAACAAAAUAUAGUGAGGAAGCAAAGAAAGAAUAUGAAGAAGUUGAAAAGCAAUUAAAAGAGAUAAAUGCAGAGAAAGAGAAAUUAUCAGAAGAGGAAGCUAAGCCGCUGAAUGAUGUGGUAAAACUAGUAAAUCAAACAUGUACUUCAGACUUGUCAUUUUCAAAGAAAUGUAUGACGGAAAUUUUGGAAACAAAAGAAACUGAAUUGACGACAAAGAGUUUAAAGGAGAAGAAGAACUAUGAUAGAUCAUUGAAAGUUAUUAAAGGAGCGGAAGUUGCUCUAGACGUUGUUAAGUUAGGAGUAGACAGCUACAACAAAAUUAAGAAAGAUGUAUCUGCAAUAGAAAAAAUUGAUCAGGAAAUUGAUAAAGUGGGUAAAAAUAUCAAAAAAUUGCAAGAAUUCGAAAAGAAGAUUCACAAAACUUUAAAACCACAAAUAGAGUCAAUUCGAAAAGGAAUUCGUGAAACAACUAAAGGAUAUAAUAUAUCUUCAAGAGCACUUCUUGAAUAUAAAAAAUUCGAAAUGGGUGAAUAUUUAAAUAAAAUUUCGUCAGAGCUAGAUGGCUGGACUAAACAAUUCAAUGUCAGCAAAGAAAUUCAGGAUACAAUGGGACAAUUAAAAGCCGCAAUGAAUACAAUUAUUCAGAUGCACACUCUUAUUAAGGAGUUUGAUUUACAUAAAAGACAGGCAGACUAUUUGACAGAGGUUGCGAGUGUACCUUAUACAAACACAAAUGUAAAAGAUUUAAAAUUCAAAGAAAUUUUAGCUAGAUCAGAUGUGGCUCAUAUAGCAAAAAUUAUUAUUAACGAUUAUGACAAGUUAUCAAUUGCUAUGAAAGGUUACGCAUAUCCAUUUCUAAGAGAAUACUCAGACUUCUUCACUAGACCGAACAUAAUGUUCAAUAGUAAUUUCUUAAAAGCCAGCAACAUAGUUGAUAAAAUUACUCAAUUAAAUUUAAAAUUACAAGUUAGAAAAGGUCACGGUGAAAUAUUUAAACAAUGCAAAUAUGAUAAAUUUGGACUUCCUGGUGGUUAUUCUGCAUUUUAUACCUGGAAGAACAAUACUCAUUCGUCAUAUAUUAAAGACAUUCUCGAAGGAAAGAAAGUCGUGCUAUAUGCAAAUAUUUCGCAACAACCAAAUUUCAAUGCCAUAAAGUUUCAAAAUAUAGAUUUUUUGUUUUCUUCACCUGAUAAAGAAACAAAUGCCCAAUUACAGAAAGACUUUAAUGAUUUUCACGUUUUGUUUACUCAUCAUGGGGAUUCUCACUACAGAUGUACCGAUAAAAUACACGUAAUAAAAUCAGGUACUUAUGGCACAUUUUUUCAGUCCAUCACAUCAACAAGAAGUAAGCGUCAGGUUUCUAAUAGUAGAAAUGAUAAACAUAAUAUUGAUUAUGUUUUGAGUCCUUUUGCAACAUGGACAGUUCAACUUAAAGCUCUCCAGAAUGGGCAAAAUUUGACUUCUUUAGCUAAAUAUGUGAAUAAAGUUAAUCUAGAAUUGGUUGGAGAAGGUCAGUACUUGGUGGCAGAUGAAAAUGUUUGUAAAGAAUACAUUGAAUGAAUAAGUUCCAAUUAUGUUAAUUUCAAUAUAAAUGAAAUCUAGAUUGUUUUUAAAUUUUUGUUUAAAGUUGAAAAAAAAGAAAAAAUGGAAUUCAUAAAAGUGUGUUGUACACGGAGAGAAAUAGAUGGUAAGAAUUUAUGAUCUUAAGAUGGUACACUGAAAAAAAUUUGCUUCACAUUAAUGACUAUUAACCAUAGCAACUUUAAAUCUAGUCAAUUCAGUUAUGUAGCUUGGUUAAUAUUGUCAAAGUUGAUUUAGUAGUAUUGACCCCUUGUUUCCUAGUUAUAUUAACUAAGGUGUUUGGUUAAUAUAGCAUGUAUCUAUAGUCAAUUUUGCUAAAGUUUAAUUAGUCAAAGUGAUUCUAGCCAAUGUAACUAAGAUACCUGGUUAUUCUGAUAAGCUUCCCUCGUCAUUCCGACUAAUUGUCGAAAUCAACUUUGACCAGGAUUACCUGGUGGGUUCCUCUCGUAACCAGGCAAUUUAGUCAAUUCCUGGUAUACGGGGGUUAGGAAUUUUUUUCAGUGUAAAAAGUAGAUGUUAUCCAGCACUAUCAUUAUGCUACUUGGUACUAUCAAAGAUGUUACAAAAAGGAUAGUUAUGUUACCCACUACAAUCAAGACGUUACUUCGUACAAUCUGGAUUGUAACUGAUAGAAUCUAGAUUGCUGAUCCGUAUAUGUAAGAUCAAAUAUGGUACCUGGUACUAUCUAGUUAGUACCCCGUACCAUCUAUUUCUCUCCGUGUUCAAUAAUUUUAAGUUUACCUUAUGUUUUUAUAUUUAGUUGUUUUUGUAAGUUUUGUUUUUAUAAAUACUGUUUUAUUUUUAUAUUAGGGUGACCAAAAAAAGUGAAAAAACUAAUAAUGUUUUAUCUAAAUUCUACUAUAAUUUUCAGUGCCGCGAUGAUAUUACUCAAGUUGUACAGCUCAGAAAAGGUUUUUCGUAGUUUUCCUUUAACUCUGAUGUUUUGGAAAAUUUUGUAUAAUAAGCGUUGAA